Molecule: messenger RNA, 3225 nt
Organism: Cyclocybe aegerita
Lineage: Eukaryota; Fungi; Basidiomycota; Agaricomycetes; Agaricales; Hemipholiotaceae
Source: the annotation of a GenBank genome assembly
AUGAUCCAACCCGCCACCUGCCGCUUCUUCUUUGACGUGUACGCUGAUAGGUGUUUGUCGACCCCGGGGAGAUCUAUGGCUACAAAGGAAGGUGCAGGCGGCUCCAGUUCCUCCCCCUCCCCCUCUGGCGAAGCCUCCAUUCGCACAAAGGAAGGAAUUCCAUCCGUUCUGCAAGGUCAUGAUCUGGAUGUUCAGUUAGACCUUGGGAAAGUGAUAACCAGAGCACGGACUAGCUGGUGGAAAUUUUGGAUACCAAGUGGGACACCUCCCCCACCGCCAGCUUCGUUGGAAGAUGCUCCUAAAAUUCCGCUCAGCACCGCGUCCAUCGCUUCAUUGCUCACAUACACCUGGGUCACUCCGAUCAUGAGGCUAGGUUAUCAGAGAACUCUUCAAGCGCCAGAUUUAUGGAAACUCGACCACAGUCACACAACCGCCGUACUCGCGUCCACAUUCGACGAAGCCUGGUCCCGUCGAAAAGCAAGUGCAGAGGAUUGGAAUGCGCAAUUGGGCAAGGGAAUCAUUCAACCCAACUUGCUCAGACGUCUCUAUUGGUUCAUACGAGCAAUGCGAGCGGGAAGGAAUUAUUCUCGGCGCUACGCUGAAUUAGACGAUUACUGGCGCCAGUUGGGCGGUCGACAACACCCUAGUAUAUCCCUUGCUUUGAACGAUACGAUUGGCUUUUUCUUCUGGAGUGGAGGAAUGUUCAAGGUUAUAGGCGACAUCUCACAAUUGAUGGGUCCAUUGGUAGUGAAGGCUAUCAUCAAUUUUGCGAAGGACCGGGAAUCUGCGAAGUCCAGAGGUGAAGAAGGCCCCAGUCUCGGCAUCGGUUUCGCAAUGGCAGUCGGAUUAUUUUUACUCACAAUGGGCUCGAGUAUCGGCCAUCAUCAAUUUUUCUGGCGUUCCAUGAUUACUGGUGUGCUGAUUCGCGCAGCACUCAUCAAAUCCAUAUACAACCGCGGCAUGAAUCUCACUGGCAAAGCGCGGGUGUCAAUCAUGAGCGAAGAGAAUCUUAGAUCAGUCGAAUUGACAAUUGUGCUCACUGGUUUCACGCUGGUAAUCCACUUUCAUUAUCCUUUUUCAUCAUCUGAGUACCCUCGGGCUUUAGCUUGGACGGCGCCGAUUCAAAUUACUGUGUGUCUUAUCAUUCUGCUCUUCCAGCUGGGCCCAUCUGCAUUGGCUGGAUUCGCUCUCUUCGUGAUUAUGGCGCCGAUCCAAGAACGAGCAAUGGCGCAACAGUUUAAGAUUAGAAAGAGUUCCAUGAACUAUACCGAUGAACGGGCCAAAACAUUGCUUGAAGUUUUAGGUUCCAUGCGCGUCGUGAAAUAUUUCUCUUAUGAAGAGCCGUUCCUCCGGCGAAUAUCUACCAUUAGAAGAAAUGAGUUGAAAGGUGUCAAGAGUAUCCUCAUUUCCCAAUCGGCAAACGCCGCGAUAGCCUUUUCUAUACCCGUGCUGGCCGCCACCCUUGCCUUCGUGACAUAUACCCAUGUGACGCGCGGAUUCGACGUCGCGGUCAUCUUCUCGUCACUCAGUCUUUUCGGCCUCCUUCGUCAGCCUAUGAUGUUCCUCCCUCGUGCGCUAUCAGCCACUUCGGAUGCGAGAAGCGCCCUCUUUCGACUUCACAAGGUCUUUGAAGCCGAAGUACGAAUCGGAGAUGCUCUUGUCGUCGACCUAGAGCUCAAGUGGGUACUGCAAGUGGACCGCGCCACCUUCGAAUGGGAAGAGACAUUAGAAAAGGGGGGUGGUGUGGACGGGCCUGACUCCUCUAGCAUCCCCUUCCGCGUUCAAAACGUCGUCAUGCACGUGCAGCGUGGAAGUUUGGUCGCUGUAGUUGGUCGGGUGGGAUCUGGCAAGUCGAGUCUUCUCUUGGGUCUACUUGGCGAAAUGCGGAGGGUAUCAGGCAGUGUAGUCUUUGGAGGAAGGGUGGCUUACUGUUCGCAAACAGCCUGGAUUCAAAAUGCCUCUGUGCGAGAUAAUAUUUUGUUCGGAAAAGCCUAUAACAAGGAAAAAUAUUGGCGCGUCAUCGAACAAGCAUCUCUCCUACCGGACCUCGAGGUUCUUCUGGAUGGUGACUUGACAGAGAUUGGAGAAAAGGGCGUCAAUCUCAGCGUUGGUCAGAAGCAACGUAUAAACAUUGCUCGAGCUCUGUAUUAUGAUGCUGAUAUCGUCAUUUUGCUUGAUCCACUUUCCGCUGUCGAUGCCCACGUUGGUGAGGCUUUGUUUCAUACCGUCAUUCUGGGAGCACUUCGCAAUCAGGGAAAGACCGUCAUACUUGUCACACACGCCUUGCAUUUCCUCUCUUAUUGCGAUUACAUCUACACGCUCCAUGAUGGAUCUAUCACGGAACAAGGAACUCACCCAGAACUUGUUGAAGCAAACGGCGAAUUCGCUAGACUUGAUCGAGAAUUUGGUGGUAGCGAUGAUCCUCAACAAGAGUUGCGAACUAUUGUUCCGACGGAAGAUAUAAAAAGAGAAAAGAUUGAAUUGGCAAAGAGACGGGCUGCCGGCACAGGUAAACUCGAGGGAAAGCUGAUGAUCAAGGAGCAACGUACCACCGGCUCGAUAUCCGCCAAAGUUUACAAAGCUUAUGUCGACGCCGGACGAGGGUUUUUCACCGCACCACUGCUGAUCAUCGCUUUGCUUCUCAGCCAAGGCUGCCAAAUCACCAGUUCUUACACUCUGGUCUGGUGGCAGGAAAACGCUUUUCACCGCCCGUUUUCGUUUUACCAAACGUUAUAUGCUCUUCUAGGAGUCACCCAGUCCAUCUUUACCUUUGUCCUGGGUCUCUCCAGCAAUAUUUUCUCUUACCUUGUUUCGCAAAACCUUCACCACGACUGUGUCUUCAACAUCUUCCAUGCCCCGAUGUCCUUUUUUGAUACCACACCUAUGGGCAGGAUCAUUGGCGUGUUCAGCAAAGACAUUGAUAUGCAACAAGACAUCGACAAUCAACUCCCAGUGUCGUUGCGAAUGCUCAUAUUGAUGAUGUCCAAUGUCCUUGGAGCUGUUGUGAUUAUUACUGUGGUGGAGCACUACUUUAUCAUCGUCGCCGUUUUCAUCGCUAUUGGGUACCAGUAUUUUGCUGCGUAUUACAGAGCCAGUGCCCUAGAAGUGAAACGACUGGGCAAGUUCUCCUUUAGGCGAUCUGGCUAUUUGAUUGUUCCAUUAACAAUGGGCAUGAAGGCUCCAUGCUGCGAUCGCUCGUGUAUUCUCAUUUCUCAGAGUCACUAA